Molecule: messenger RNA, 1854 nt
Organism: Cannabis sativa
Lineage: Eukaryota; Viridiplantae; Streptophyta; Magnoliopsida; Rosales; Cannabaceae
Product: putative FBD-associated F-box protein At5g38570
Exons: 3
Coding region: 126-1583 (485 amino acids)
Molecular function (GO): protein binding
Source: RefSeq, a predicted model, not a curated record
UUUCUUCAACCACAUUCUUUAAAUUAACCUCAGAGUCAGUCACAGACCCUAAAAUCUCUCUGAUUCGAAAACCACUUUUCUGAUUCGAAGACAACUACAAGAGUAUAUGCAACUACAGGUCAUUUAUGGCUGGAAAAAGAGCUAAGAAAAGAGUUAAAACGACAUCGGAGGAUAGAAUUUCGAAACUUCCUGAUGCAAUAAUCUUACACAUCUUGUCAUUUCUUCCUACUAAGGAUGUGGUUCAGACAUGCGUCCUUUCAAAGCGUUGGAAACUCUUGUGGUAUUCAGUCCCCAAACUCUUAUUCUGCGAUUUCAGUCACAAAAAUGGUAGCUGUAAAUUUGUGGACAAUUGUUUGAGAUUACGCAAGAAAGGUAUGAAAUCUAUCCCCGAUUCAGUCAUAACUAAUUUUAAGCUUCGGAUGCAUUUUUAUGAAAGGAAAAUGGCUUGCCGCCUAGAUAGAUGGUUAGCUUUUGCAGUUAAGAAUAAAAUCAAGAGCAUAGAACUUGAUAUGAGAUGCCAGUACACAAGGAAGCGUGGCCAUAAUAAAUUCUACUGCUUACCUAAAACUCUAAUAGCCGAUGGAAGUUAUUUGACUGAUUUGAAUUUGUGUCGGGUAGAGUUUGAUUCUUCUUGUCAGUCAUUUAGUUUUCCAUCCUUGAAAUCAUUGUCUUUGUCUGCUGUUCGUUUUGCUGAUAGUGAUAUGCUAGAUAAUCUGUUGUUGGGUUCUCCUUCCCUUGAGAAAUUAAGUUUAAGUGGAUGUGGUUCUACUUCUACUGCUGAUCAUAAGCUGCUCAUUCACGUACGUAAUUCAACUCUCAAGGUCUUGGAAAUUAACCAAAGAUGGGAUCUAGUGGAGAAAAUUGAACUCAUAAAUCUUGAAUCUUUAAUACUAAUAUAUGUUUCCUUUGACAAAAUAAAUCCCUGUGCAUGCAAGGCAAUUAGAAAUCUUACAUUGACUUGCGAAUGGGGUGAGGAAGAGUUGUCAUUAUUGGAAUAUCUCAUCUCAAACCUUAGUGUCCUUCAGCAUUUGACUUUGAACAACUGUUGUAAAGGGAUGUUGAAGCACAUUGAAAUCUCAAGUGAGAGCUUGGAAAGUUUAAAUUUGAAUAACUUUUUGGAUUAUGAAAUGACUGUUAGAAUUGAAUCAGCUCCAAAAUUAGCAUCAAUUUGCUAUAAAGGUAAUAUCAAAUUUAGUAUAUCAAUGGCGGAGUCAUCAGAUACGUUGACUGGAACAUUCAUAAUUCCGAUACAGCGUAGGGACUAUGACAUCAUAUGGUUUAUUAAUUUGAUGAAUUUUUUUUUGAAUCUGAAUUGUUCGUGGAAUAGGGUGCACCUACAUGUUGGAUCAGCUGAGGCUCUCAUCUUGCCUGAAGACGUGAAGAGGGUAUGUCGUUCUCCUUUGGUUAAUUGGGAGGAUCUUAGAGUUCUUACUCAAUGUAAACUUGAGAGGGAAUCCGACUUGAGAGAUGCUUUGCAAUGGAUUUCUCCUUCUUUAAAGACAUUAUCUAUAGCGGAAAGGGCAUCUUUAGAUCGUUUUGGAAUAUCCUCAUGGUGUUGCUCAUUGCAUGAUGAAUACUAUUGAGAUUGUAUUUUUAGGUAGUUUAGGACUAAUGAAUUCGCAUGCCUACUUUUCAUAUCGGUAGGAUUUUUUUUUAUUUGUUGAUGAGUAGAUAAGAUACUUUAGUAUUGUAGAUUCAUUUUUCUAUUUUGAUGCAUUUUUUUGCAAAUCUACAAAACAUGACAUCCAGCGGAUUAGAAAUGCUAAGAAGGUCUUGUAUUUUAGCUAAUUUGCAGACUUGUGGUGAAUGGUAACUUCAAAGUUAAUGAUCAACUUAAGAAUUGCUCUUGGAAUA